AUGAGGGAGGUGGGGAGGUUUAGGAAUAACCCACUUAGGAGCAAGCUUCCUGUACGGGGCUAUUCAAAGCUGGAGUUCCAUGGGAUGAAGGAGCUGGGGUUGGCCGAAUCCCCAGCGGUGGAGCCUUCGGUGGCUUUUCACCUACAUCCCAAUCGCCGCACCAUGUCAGCCUCAAGGGAACUACUUGAGGAAACGGGACAACAGCUGGACUGCGGGUCUCCUAACCUGGUCCUCUGGGAGGAAAUCUGUGUGGUGAAUGACCUCAGCCUACACUCUACUCGUGGAGCUGUCCAGGGCUGCGGCCAUGUCAUGGGACUGGCUGUUGCGGGGGAGGGUGUGGCCUUCAGUCUCUGUCUGCCAAGAAAACAGCCUCCUCGUCCAGCACAGCCCCAGAGAGCGGGCCCCUCUGGAAAGGCGGGCCCCAGGGCCCCGCAGAGGGGAGCACCUCAGCACCCUGGCCAGCAUUCUGGCCUGCAGCAACGGUCAAGAAAUCCCAGAGCAUGGGGCAAGCACUCCUAUGCUGCGGUUGCGGCCAAAAACCGCUCUUCUCAGCUCGUGGAGAGCAAAAAGAAGUGUAGCUCCUAG
Molecule: messenger RNA, 585 nt
Organism: Knipowitschia caucasica
Lineage: Eukaryota; Metazoa; Chordata; Actinopteri; Gobiiformes; Gobiidae
Source: the annotation of a GenBank genome assembly